AUGUCUGCCUUCCUUCAUUCUUUCUUUGUUUUUCAUUCUUUUCUUUGUUUCUUUCUUUCAUUCUUUCUUUUUCUUUCUUUCUUUCUUUCUUUCUUUCUUUCUUUCUUCUGUUUUUCUUUCUUUCUUUCUUUCUUCUGUUUUUCUUUCUUUCUUUCUUUCUUUCUAGGUUUUGCUUUUCUUUCUUUCUUUCUUUCUUUCUUUCUUUCUUCUGUUUUUCUUUCUUUCUUUCUUUCUUUCUUUCUUCUUUUUUUCUUUCUUUCUUUCUUUCUUCUGUUUUUCUUUCUUUCUUUCUUUCUAGGUUUUGCUUUUCUUUCUUUCUUUCUUUCUUUCUUCUGUUUUUCUUUCUUUCUUUCUUUCUUCUGUUUUUCUUUCUUUCUUUCUUUCUUUCUUCUGUUUUUCUUUCUUUCUUUCUUUCUUCUGUUUUUCUUUCUUUCUUUCUUUCUUUCUAGUUUUUCUUUCAUUCUUUCUUUUCUUUUCUUUCUUUUGCUUUUCAUUCUUUUCUCUUCCUUUCUUUAUUCCUUUUAUUUCCUUCUUUUCUUUGUUUCUUUAAGUUUUCUUUCUUUCUUUUAUUUCUUUCUUUUUUUUCUUUAA
This is a messenger RNA of Acanthosepion pharaonis, 591 nucleotides long. Lineage: Eukaryota; Metazoa; Mollusca; Cephalopoda; Sepiida; Sepiidae. The record is from the annotation of a GenBank genome assembly.